CCGGCCGCACGUGGCUGGCAGCAGCUGCCGCGGGCUGGGCCGGUUGGAGCCGCACGAAGCGCUUCGUCCAUUUCCGCCCCGGAGCCCGCAGCCCGCGAGCCCGAGACGAGCCGCCCCGGCGGGCCGGGCAAAGCAGCCGAGCUCGCCCCGGAGCAGCCAUGAGCCGCAGGGUGGUGCGCCAGAGUAAGUUCCGGCACGUCUUCGGGCAGCCGGUGAAGGCCGACCAGAUGUACGAGGACAUCCGGGUGUCCAAGGUGACGUGGGACAGCUCCUUCUGCGCCGUCAACCCCAAGUUCGUGGCCAUCAUCGUGGAGUCCGGCGGCGGAGGGGCCUUCAUGGUGCUGCCCUUGGCCAAGACGGGGCGCGUGGAUAAGAACCAUCCCUUGGUGACUGGGCACACGGCGCCCGUGCUGGACAUCGACUGGUGCCCUCACAACGACAACGUCAUUGCCAGCGCCUCCGAGGACACCACGGUCAUGGUCUGGCAGAUCCCCGACUACGUGCCCACGCGGAACAUCACGGAGCCCAUCGUCACCCUGGAGGGGCACUCCAAGAGAGUGGGCAUCAUCACAUGGCACCCCACGGCUCGGAACGUGCUGCUCAGCGCAGGCGGAGACAACCUGCUGAUCCUGUGGAACGUGGGCACGGGCGAAAUGCUGCUGACCCUGGACGACAUGCACAGCGACCUCAUCUACAACGUGUGCUGGAACCGCACCGGCAGCCUGCUCGUCACCACCUGCAAGGACAAGCAUGUGCGCGUCAUCGACCCCCGCAAGCAGCAGGUGGUGGCGGAGAAAGUCAAGCCGCAUGAAGGCGCCCGCCCCAUCAGAGCCAUCUUCAUGGCUGAUGGCAAGAUCUUCACCACGGGCUUCAGCAAGAUGAGUGAGCGGCAGCUGGCGCUCUGGGACCUGGAGAACUUUGAGGAGCCGAUUGCGCUGCAGGAGAUGGACACCAGCAAUGGGGUGCUGCUCCCCUUCUACGACCCCGACUCCAGCAUCGUCUACCUGUGCGGCAAGGGCGACAGCAGCAUCCGCUACUUCGAGAUCACGGCCGAGGCGCCCUACGUGCACUACCUGAGCACCUACAGCAGCAAGGAGCCGCAGCGCGGCAUGGGCUUCAUGCCAAAGCGGGGCCUGGACGUCAGCAAGUGCGAGAUUGCCAGGUUCUUCAAGCUGCAUGAGCGGAAGUGCGAGCCCAUUGUCAUGACAGUGCCGCGGAAGUCAGACCUGUUCCAGGACGACCUGUACCCCGACACGCCCGGCCCCGAGCCGGCUCUCGAGGCGGCCGAGUGGCUGGCAGGGCAGGACACGGAGCCCGUCCUCGUCUCGCUGCGGGACGGCUACGUGCCCGUCAAGAACCGCGAGCUCAAGGUCACCAGGAAGAACAUCCUGGACAACAAACCUCCCGUGGGGCCGCGCCGCAGCCACUCCACAUGUGAUGCCAAUUUCUCGCGGCCCAGCCUGGAGGAUCUGCUGGAGGAGAUCCGAUCCCUGCGACAGACCGUCCAAGCGCAGGAGAAGCGCAUCUCUGACCUGGAGAACAAACUCUGCAAAUUCACCAACGGCACGGCCUAGCGGCCCCC
Molecule: messenger RNA, 1582 nt
Organism: Terrapene triunguis (Three-toed box turtle)
Lineage: Eukaryota; Metazoa; Chordata; Testudines; Emydidae
Gene: CORO6
Product: coronin 6
Exons: 11
Coding region: 159-1574 (471 amino acids)
Biological process (GO): cell migration; actin filament organization
Molecular function (GO): actin filament binding
Source: RefSeq, a predicted model, not a curated record